GCAGCAGCAGCCUGCAGCAGCCGGCAGGGAGGUGACAGAGCCCUCCUCUCCCUCCCAGGCUCAGCGAGCACGGGCAUCGCCAGCAGCAACUGAGGCCGCAGAGACGAGCGUCCGCAUCUACGAGAUGGAGGGUGAGCCUGAACAACAGGAAAUGGUCCCAAACAAGAAGAAUGUCGUCUUAGUAGAUGGUAUCAUACUCAACGGUCCCACAACAGAUCCAAAAGCAGGAGAAAAGUUUGUGGAAGAAGCCUGUCAGUUAAUCAUGGAAGAAGUGAUUCUGAAAGCCCCUGAUGUCACAGAGAAGGUUUGUGAAUGGCAGCCUCCGGAGCAGCUGAAGCAACUGCUUGAUCUGGAGAUGAGGGACACUGGGGAGCCACAUCAGAGACUCUUGAAACUUUGCCAGGAUGUCAUCCGAUACAGCGUCAAAACCAAUCACCCAAGAUUCUUCAAUCAGUUAUAUGCUGGCAUUGAUUACUAUGCCCUAGUCGCUCGGUUCAUCACAGAGGCUUUGAACCCAAGUGUUUAUACCUAUGAGGUGUCCCCAGUGUUUCUGUUAGUGGAAGAAGCUGUUCUGAAGAAGAUGAUUGAAUUCAUUGGCUGGAAAGAAGGGGAUGGCAUAUUUAACCCAGGUGGUUCUGUGUCCAAUAUGUAUGCCAUGAAUUUGGCUCGAUACAAAUACUGUCCUGAGAUUAAGGAGAAGGGACUCUCUGGGUUGCCCAGACUGGUCCUUUUCACAUCAGCAGAGAGCCAUUACUCUAUGAAGAAGGCAGCAUCUUUCCUUGGGAUUGGUACUCAGAAUAUUUACUUUGUGGAGACAGACUCAAGAGGUAAGAUGAUACCUGAGGAACUGGAGAAACAAGUCCAGCGAGCCAGGAAAGAGGGAGCGGCCCCUUUCCUCGUCAGUGCCACCUGUGGGACAACUGUGCUGGGGGCAUUUGAUCCUCUAGAUGAAAUAGCAGAUAUCUGCGCCAGAUACGGCCUUUGGUUCCACGUAGAUGCAUCUUGGGGUGGCUCAGCUUUGAUGUCAAGGAAGCAUCGCAAGCUUCUGCAUGGCAUCCACAGGGCUGACUCAGUAGCCUGGAACCCACAUAAGAUGCUUAUGGCCGGGAUCCAGUGUUGUGCUCUUCUUGUGAAAGACAACUCGGACCUUCUUAAAAGAUGCUACUCUGCAAAGGCAUCUUACCUGUUCCAACAAGAUAAGUUCUAUGAUGUCAGCUAUGACACAGGAGACAAGUCAAUCCAGUGCAGUCGCCGACCUGAUGCAUUCAAGUUCUGGAUGACUUGGAAGGCCCUGGGGACGCUGGGCCUGGAAGAAAGAGUGAACCGGGCUCUUGCAUUAGCUAGAUACCUCGUGGAGGAAAUUAAGAAAAGAGAAGGAUUCCGACUGCUUUUAGAGCCCGAGUUUGCUAACGUUUGCUUUUGGUACAUUCCACCGAGUUUAAGGACAAUGGAAGAAGGACCUGAGUUCUGGGCAAAGCUGAACCUGGUUGCCCCCGCCAUUAAAGAGAGGAUGAUGAAGAAGGGCAGCAUGAUGCUGGGCUACCAGCCACAUCAGGGCAAAGUCAACUUCUUCCGCCAGGUGGUGAUCAGCCCCCAAGUGAGCCGUGAAGACAUGGACUUCCUCCUCGAUGAGAUUGACCUCCUAGGUAGAGACAUGUAGCCAUCACUCAGGAAGGCCCCAGAACACAAAUCCCACUGAGCAGAAAUUUCCCAAUCAAGAACAUCUGGGGCCUUGUUAUAGAGAUGCUGUUCUUCAGAUGCUCAUUAGGAAAUGCUACCAUCACUUUAAAAUCAAAUUGCUUAGUGUACAUCUUAAAAAUGCCUCACAAGCCUCUGAAGUCUGGAAAAGUGAGGGCAACAGAAUCAUGAAAAUAUCAUCCCUGCUGCUGUUAUAGUAUGGACACCUUCUCUAGAACAGUUGUCUGGGAGGAGUUUUCUUGGAGGGUGGGGUAGAGCGAUGGUCUUGGGUAUUAAGCAGCCAUUCCCUCUUUAAAGAAUUCUUGACUCCUAACCGUAGGAAUUAUGUUCUUAUACUUCACAAUCACAAUCACAAAAGAUUCCCAUUAACAGCUCAGAGGAGCUUGGGAAUGGUUGAGAGAUGAGUUGGGCAUUGUCCAGCCAGGACAUGAACUUGCUUCUGUCCCCCAGCAGUUAGACUCUGCAUAGAUAGCUCUCACCCAGAUCUUUGGUGGCCCUAGAAGCAUGUUAAAGCUAUUUUUUAAAAAGAGGAAUGAUGAAAAAUAUUUAUAUGAAAGAGAGAACUUUUUAUGUGGACCGAUUGUGGCAAAUGAUUGGAAUUCAACAUGGCACUGAUCUGUUUUAAUCUACCUAUAGCUUUUUUUUAAACUCUCAAAUUACUUAGUAAGGUAGAUAUUUAUUAUUAGUUUUGUUUUCCUUUUUCCACCCAAGAUUAACAGCCCCAAGAAUGUUCUUCCAUCCUAGUCUUCUGGACCACAUUCCUGUUUUGCUCUGAAUCUUAUUGUUUUGCUUUGGCUUAAUCCCCAGGUAUGGAUCUGCUUCCAUCACCAUAAGACAGGACCUGACUAGACAAUGUUCAUCUUCCCUCCCUUUGGAUGGGGAGGGCCACUUGACAAAUAAUACUGAUAACUCACAUUUAUAUCAUGUUUUAAUGCUUAUGAAGCAUUUUGAGCUUGGUGGUACAAAUAUUAUUGUCUCCAUUUUACAGAUAAGGAAACAGAGGUUAAGAGAGGGGAAGUCACAGUUAGUAGAGGUCACAACUGGGGUUUUAACCCAAGUCCUAACUACAAUGCCAGCACUCUUUCCACAGACACUUACCUUAGAUAGGAAGGAGAGAGCAGGCCCAACCUAGGCCUCAAAAGUUAAAGCCUUGGUCAUGAAAUUAAAAAAGGAUCAUCAGCUGUACAGAAGCAACUAAAAUGAAGGUAAGAAUAGAUUUUCCUUAAUCCCCAAGACUGUUCCUUAUCAUGUACUUAUAAAGGUUGGUUUUGUUUUGACCAUUUACCAAUAACAUGGCUAUACUAGGUUCCAUCCAUCCUUUUGACAAGGAUUUAUUAAGUGCCUCCUGUAUGCUAGGCACUGUGCUGAGUGCUGGGAACAAAUAUAUAUAUAUAUAUAUA
Molecule: messenger RNA, 3098 nt
Organism: Phascolarctos cinereus (koala)
Lineage: Eukaryota; Metazoa; Chordata; Mammalia; Diprotodontia; Phascolarctidae
Gene: GADL1
Product: glutamate decarboxylase like 1
Biological process (GO): carboxylic acid metabolic process
Cellular component (GO): cytoplasm
Molecular function (GO): carboxy-lyase activity; pyridoxal phosphate binding
Source: RefSeq, a predicted model, not a curated record